UUUAUAUGUGUCUAUUGAUUAUUGCGGUGCGUCCAGCGAGUUGUUCAGUGUUUGUGAGGAAGUGAGACGAGGCGGAGGCAGCAUCCCGAGCUCCCCAAGAUGACCAUUGUAACCAAACCCAAGACAGAUACGAAGCCUCUCGUCCGCCAUGACUUGGAGGGCGGGAAGUGUGUGGUGGUGGACCCAUCAGCAGCAGCAGCCAUGGAUGAGGAGGCCUGGCUGUCAUCUGCUGCCCGUUGCCGCGUCUCCACCGCCACCAGCGUGUGUGUCAGCAUCACCAUACUGCUGAUUAUAAGUAUUGGCAUCUUUGGGGGAGUCUACCUCUACCGCCAGUUCAAGGCUCAUGAGCCUCACUUCUCUAUGCAGCGCUCCCAUUUCCGCGGCUGGUGUGGCAUCCCUUAUGACCGCGAAGAGCUGCUGCAUCCAAAACUGCCUCUUGGUGGGAGUCCUGCUAUGUUCGGAGGAAGGAUCAACAUUUUUAAGGAUUCCACUUCACAGGAACAGGAAAAGGUUGAUGACAAUGUUGAGUGGUUCUCCAAGCGCAUGUUCAAGGAGGAAUUUGAACUGGACCUUGAGGGGAACGACCACGAGGAAAUUCACGUUCCCGACUUUGGCCUGCGUCGCCACAGCCGUUUCAUCCACGACUUCAAAGUGAACAAGACUGGCAUCAUCGACUUCACCUCCCGCCGUUGCUAUGUCAUGCCUCUCGACCGCAGCCACGUCCUGCCACCUCGCUCCGUGCGUGACCUCAUUGAUAAAAUGUGGAUGGGUUACUACACCGUGGACACUCAGGUGGUGCGGGAGACCAUGCAUGUGGUGGGGCCCCGCGUCAAGGACUACCAGCCCCUUGGAGUGUACAUCACCAAGUCCUGUGCCUCCUACCCCACCUACAACUUGGAGCGCCUCUACAUUCACGACGUGAAGAAGCGCAGCGUGGACCUGAUAGGGGAGGAGAGAGAGGAGCCUGUUCAAUUUGCUGAGUUUGCUGGCAAGAACAUCAUCCAUUACAUCAUUCUUGGUGCUGAGGAGGCCAGCCAGCAGUGAAGGGCCAGUGGGUGAGGAGUUCCAUGGAAGGAGAGCAGAGGGAAUCAAGUGAAGGAGUGAAGUGUUGCUUUUUCACUCUCUUUCUCACCUCCCAUGGGCUUGUGAUUCCACCUGAUACCUCCCCCGCAUAGCUUCACACACUGCUGACUGCAUGUGUGUGAGUUUGUGUGUGUGUGUGCAGAAGUGUGUGAUUUGGGGAGGCCUGGCCUGUGUGGGGGCAAGCUGGCCUCUCUUGCAUAUAUCAUCGUCAACUUUCAGGGUCAUGAUUUAUAAACUGAAGGAAACAUGAGAUACAAAUUUGCUUUUUGUCUUGUUUGUGUAGAAAACCUGGCUUUGGCUUCUUAGCUGAGUGAGAAAAUAUUGCAUUUUGUUGACAGCAGAGAGGAAUUUGUCACUGGUUAAUGACACACUGCUCAUAGAGGGGAGAGCUUCAGCAUCAGGGAAGAGGAAGAUGACCUUGCUUUUUGUAUGUAGCAGAAGCUCAGAGAGAGAGAGAGAGAGAGAGAGAGAGAGAGAGAGAUAGAGAGAGAGAGAGAGAGAAUGAUUUUCAGUUUUCUCACUUGCUUUGCUUUUUUCUAUAGUAAUAUCUUCAUAGAACACAAUACAGGGAGACAAGUUGAAGUGUUUAAUCUCAUAUUAUAUUAUGAAGCAACAUGGACACACACACACUUUAAACACUAAAAUGAAGCCAUUAGAAAUUGCUUAACCUCUCUCUCUCUCUCUCUCUCUCUCUCUCUCUCUCUCUCUCUCUCUCUCUCUCUCUCUCUCUCUCUCUCUCUCUCUGCUCAAUGUUGUGGAGAAGAGAGCACGGGUGAGUCAGGGAUGUGAGACACACUGAAAGUAUUACAGGGAUGUGUGGAAGUGUAAAUGAAAGGUUUUGUGUUUACAUUGUGUGUGUGUGUGUGUGUGUGUGUGUGUGUGUGUGUGCACAUAGAGGACACCAGACUGCUCACCUGCAUUGCUGUAUCCUGUCAGUUGUCCCUGUGGAGAUGUGGACAAUGUUCAUUCUUCACUGCCAGCUGUCAUCCACCCACAACCUAAUGCCACAUCUGUCACUUCACGUGCAGCUUAUUGCAUGGGAAGUGUGGAUGGUGUUAAGUUGUGGUUGAAGGCUUGGAGCUGAGGGGGUGCUUGGUUGAUCUCUGGUGUGGCAUGCACUGCUCUUCCCUGUUGAUGGGCUGAAGGUGUUCUGUAGCUGUUCUGUUCUUUUCAUUGUGGUUGGGGUGAGGGAGACAUUUGUUCACCUAGGUUAUUUGGAGUGGAAAUGUUAGGCACAGUCACCGGAAACCAUGUGUGAGAGAGAGAGAGAGAGAGAGAGAGAGAGAGAGAGAGAGAGAGAAAAUACCCAACAGUUAUUAGCAUGAAAGAAUGUUGAGUUGGACAGGUUUCAUUGUGUCUCCUUCACCUCCCAGCCUUCUGAACUGUGUUGCUGUGGUUCCUUUGUGAUAGCUUAAGGCCAGAUAACAAUAGCUUACUUGUUGUGUUCAGUUUACAUGGUUGUCUGUGGAGUUGUUUUAUUUUUAUUUUUAUCAAUAUUAUUAUUAUUAUCAGAAUUAGCAGUUCAUGGGUGAGAGGACUCGGGUUCAAAUUCCAGUCUGGACAGAACCAUUUUGGGUUUGUCUCCUUUGAUGCAGCAACUGCAUAUUUAGGUGAGGUAGAUAUGAUCUGUUGGUGUCUAGGUGAGGAUAGAUGUGGGAUGUUGGUGAGGAGUUGUGAAUGUGCAGUGCAGCGAGAGCAGAAGGCUAACAAUCCUGCCUUCCUGAAUGUGUGUAGUUGUACAGGGAUGGAAGGUCAACUACUGUGUCCUCCUGCUUGUGUGUGUCUUUAUGUACCUAGUUCUAUUUACAUAGUUGUGACAUAAAGGAAGAGAGCUGUGCUCAUGCUAUCCUGUCUACUGACUUAUUAUUCACUCUAGCUUAAAAAUUUUUUAUAGUCCUUUAAUGAACUUUGUCUGCACCUAAGUUAUUUCAGAUUUCUAUGCUUUGUGUGUGUGUGUGUGUGUGUGUGUGUGUGAGAGAGAGAGAGAGAGAGAGAGAGAGAGAGAGAGAGAGAGAGAGAGAGAGAGAGAGAGAGAGAGAGAGAGAGAGAGAGACUUGUCAUUGACAUCAUCAGUAGUGGAUAUCCACAUUUAUAUUAAUAUUAGUAGAAGACUACCCUAUAGAUUUGGGUGUAAGUCUGAAAUUUGUGUAUUUGGAAGUGUAAGUGUAUGUGUGUGUAUGUGUUAGGUAUUGUGUAGGAAUUCUGUGUGCACUGGACUGUGUUUUUGGUACUUGAAGUAAAACCUGCUGUCCUGGCUCAUUGAUGCACACAAGGUUGCUCUGCAUCUCACAUGUUAAGACCCUUACAUUAUCCCCCUUACAUCCCUUGCAUCAUCCUACUGUCCUCCCACCAACACACACACACACACACACACACACACACACACACACACACACACACACACACACACACACACACACACACACACACACACACACACACACACACACACACACACACACACACA
This is a messenger RNA of Scylla paramamosain (green mud crab), 3550 nucleotides long. Its product is annotated as integral membrane protein 2B-like. The record is from RefSeq and is a predicted model, not a curated record. Gene Ontology annotation, cellular component: extracellular exosome; Golgi apparatus; plasma membrane. Lineage: Eukaryota; Metazoa; Arthropoda; Malacostraca; Decapoda; Portunidae. Gene Ontology annotation, molecular function: amyloid-beta binding. The coding region runs from base 100 to 1044 and encodes 314 amino acids. Gene Ontology annotation, biological process: negative regulation of amyloid precursor protein biosynthetic process. The transcript has 8 exons.